Bufo gargarizans (Asiatic toad) is the source of this 3954-nucleotide messenger RNA. RefSeq names its product WD repeat domain 59 (gene WDR59). The record is from RefSeq and is a predicted model, not a curated record. Gene Ontology annotation, molecular function: protein binding. NCBI's taxonomy places the organism in Eukaryota, Metazoa, Chordata, Amphibia, Anura, Bufonidae.
UGCAGCAUCUGGCCAGUGGGAAAGGAAAGAUGGCGGCUCACUGGAGCAGCGAGAAUGUGGUGGUGGAGUUCCGAGACUCGCAGGCGACGGCGAUGUCGGUGGACUGUCAGGGGCAGCUGGCGGUGCUGUCUGGCCGCCGCUUCCUGUACAUCGUGAGCCUGGAGACCCCCAACGAGGGCACCAGAAAAAUAUCCCGGCAAAGCAAGUGGGACAUUGGUACGGUGCAGUGGAACCCCCAUGAAAGCUACGCUCACUUCUUUGCUGCUUCUAGUAACCAGCGGGUCGACCUGUAUCAGUGGAGGGACGGUAGUGGAGACAUCGCCACCUCCUUGCAGGGACACACGCGGGUCAUCAGCGACCUGGACUGGUCAGUGUAUGAGCCGGACAUCCUGGUCACCAGCUCUAUCGACACCUACAUUUACAUCUGGGAUGUCAAAGACACAAGGAAACCAGUAGUCUCCCUGUCUGCUGUAGCUGGGGCCUCACAGGUGAAGUGGAACAAGAAGAACACAAAUUGUCUCGCCACGAGUCACGACGGGGACGUCCGGAUCUGGGAUCGGAGGAAACCCAGCACCGCAGUGGAGUACAUCGCUGCCCACCUGUACAAGAUCCACGGACUCGACUGGCAUCCCGACAAUGAAUACAUCCUGGCCACAUCAAGCCAAGACAACUCUGUCAAGUUCUGGGAUUCACGGCACCCACGGAAGUGUCUCAGUGUCUUGGCGUGUCAGGUGCCGGUGUGGAAAGCACGUUACACGCCCUUCAGCAACGGCCUGGUCACGGUCAUGGUGCCCCAGCUGCGCAGGGAGAACAGUCUCCUGCUCUGGAAUGUCUACGACCUUCAUUCCCCGGUGCACAUCUUUGUGGGACAUGACGACGUGGUGCUCGAGUUCCAGUGGAGGAAGCAGAAGGAAGGGCUAAAAGACUGUCAGUUGGUGACUUGGUCUCGAGACCAGACGCUGCGGAUGUGGAGGGUGGACGCUCAGCUUCAGCGGCUAUGCGCCAAUGAUAUCAUGGAGCCCGUUGAUGAACUGAUGGACGGAUCCUUGAUGCCAGAGCAAGACAAGUCCCUGCAACCCCAAGACCAAAUGUCCAUGCCCUCAGAAGAAGAGGUGGGGUUUGAUGAAGAGUCGCCCUCCACACCCAUAGUGAUCGGAAAUGCCGAGCAGCUGGGCCUCCCUCAGACGCUUCAGCAGGAAUUCUCCUUGAUAAAUGUGCACAUCCGUAACGUCAACAUCGAGAUGGAUGCUAUGAACCGGAGCUGCACGGUGUCUGUCCAUUGUGGGAACCACCGGGUGCGUAUGGUCGUCAUGUUCCCUGUCCAGUAUCCCAAUAACGCAGCGCCGUCCUUCCAGUUUGUCACCCCUACGACAAUCACCUCGGCCAUGAAAGCGAAGCUGCUGAAAAUCCUUAGAGACACAUCCCUGCAAAAAGUCAAGCGCAACCAAAGUUGUCUGGAGCCAUGUCUGCGCCAGCUGGUCUCUUGUCUGGAGAGCUUUGUGAACCAGGAAUCUAGUCCAUCAAGCCACCCCUAUACCUUGCAAAAUCCUGUCACUCCACCACUGCCAACAUUUGCCCGGGUGACCAAUGCCUAUGGGUCUUACCAAGAUUCCAACAUCCCAUUUCCCCGAACCUCUGGUGCUCGCUUCUGUGGAGCAGGUUAUCUGGUUUACUUCACUCGGCCCAUGACUAUUCACCGCGCCAUCUCGCCCACCGAACCCACCCCAAGGUCUCUCUCUGCCCUCUCCGCCUAUCACAGCGGGGUGAUCGCACCCAUGAAAAUCCGCACCGAGGGUCAAGGGAACCUGCGGCUUUACAGCGGGAGUCCGACACGUAACGAGAAGGAGCAAGUGUCCAUCAGUUCUUUUUACUACAAGGAGAGGAAAUCACGUCGAUGGAAAUCCAAAAGAGAGACCAACGAAUCCGGCUCUCGACCAAUCAAAGCGGCCGGAAAAGUCAUCAUCCAGGACAUCUCAUGUUUACUGUCAGUGCACAAGGCCCUGGGAGAACUGUACAUAUUGAACCGCGGUGAUCUCCAGGAGAUGUGUCAGAAGAACGCCGCCUCCGCCCUCAGCGUGGGCCGCAGGGAUCUGGUGCAGGUUUGGGCUCUGGCGGCUGCUUCAAGUGACUUGUGUCUUACUCCUAAGUCUGACCCGGAUAAUGAGGCCCCUUGGGCCCGACACCCGUUUGGCCGCCAGCUGCUGGAAUCAUUACUGGCCCAUUACUGCCAUUUGCACGACGUUCAGACCCUCGCCAUGUUGUGCAGUGUUUUUGAUGCCAAUCUGCAGCUUCAGAGCAGUGGACAGUCCACCUGCCAUCCUUUUCCAUCACGUCCCGCCCACAGCCGCUACCCCAGCAUCACAUCCUCUGGCUCUGGAUCUAACAUCUCUGACCCUGGCUUCAGUAACAGCGGCUGGAGCGGCAGUGGUCAUGAUGGAGAGCACGGUGUUCCUUGGGGCGACGCUUCACCUGAUGAAUACCGCUACAGUAAUUUAGGUUACGUGGAUCCCCGGGAGCGUGAGAGAGAGCAGCAUGACAAGAACAAGAGAAUCCUCGACCCAGCAAAUACUCAGCAGUUUGAUGACUUUAAGAAGUGUUAUGGGGAAAUCCUGUAUCGCUGGGGUCUUCAAGAGAAACGAGCAGAAGUUCUGAAAUUUGUGUCCUGUCCUCCUGAGCCUCAUCGGGGCAUCGAAUUCGGGGUGUAUUGCAGCCACUGUCGCAGCGAGGUGCGAGGAACACAAUGCGCGAUCUGUAAGGGAUUCACCUUCCAGUGUGCCAUCUGCCAUGUCGCCGUCCGGGGCUCUUCCAACUUCUGCUUGCGUUGUGGACAUGGUGGGCACACGGCUCACAUGCUGGAAUGGUUCAGCUCGCAGGAGGUCUGUCCCACUGGCUGCGGCUGCCACUGCCUUUUGGAGAGCACCUUUUAAUGUUCCUGAAUUCACAGGUAGCUCCACACAAAUGCUAUCCUUGCCAAAGCCCAUGAUGGCGCCACCUUUAGGUGACGCAGAGAACUGCACGCCAGUACAGUGGACAUGUCCUGGAUUAUGUACCGCGUCCACGAGGCCUUUGUUCUUUGUCUUUAUGGAUGUGGCUCCUCCGGGGUGAGUUUUCCACAUAAGAGAACCUGAUGCCAUCACUCAAAGGGGUCUUCACCUUCGUGACUUUUAGCCAGGCCCAGCCCGAGGCCACUGUCUUUAAGAGCCCCUUUAAUAUUAUUUUUUCCCCCCUUUUGAUCUCAUCUACCUCUUUUUCAUGUCUGAUGGUUCCUCUCAGACACUGCCACUUACCUGAAUUUCUAUUGGACUGAGCUGACCAUAGAUAGGUCCACAGAUUGGGCACCACAUAGCACCUGUUCUCCAGACCCCUCCCCUUAAUUAGGCCCCUCCCCUUUCCAGGUGCACAGCCAUUAUUCCAUGAUCCUCUUUUUCUCACUGGUUGUUUAGUUGCUUGUAGUUUAUGACCAUUCUGUCCUUGCACAGAUUUGCUGCUGAGCAAAUGCCUAUACUUUCCAACCAUUUUGAAAAAGCAAAGCUGCAGUGUAAAGCAUAAGGUUUGGAGCAGAAUAGCAGUCGUAGCCUCUUAUAAGACUGGAGGUUGUGCUCAGAACACUUCAGAUUAGCUGGAGUGUCUCAGCACAGAUAUGCCUUAAUAGAGCAGAGCUGCAGUGUAAAGCAUGAUUCUGCUUGAGAUGGCAGGUGUAUUUCAGAUUACCUUUGACUCCAGUAGACAUUGCAGCUGAUCAGGAAUCAUUGGAGUAAAGUGGACAUGAAGAAAAUGACUUUCAAGAAGUUGGUCAUUGGGUUAGUUUUUCAGAUCCACCUACAUUAAUGGAGAUCUGAGUGAUCGCCCUCCAUCUAUACGGCUGCCAUUGUCUUCUGCUGCCGUAGUUUACCGAAUGUGAUAAAAAAUGAUUUAUUUAUAUAAGAAAUGUGAAAAAUAAAAUAAAUGCCGCCG